AUGAUGUUCGACGAACUGGAUGCCACUUCGUUCAAUCCGAUGAGGGAAGUUUGGUUUCCCCUGGACCUCUCAAACGCUUCAUCCUUCAAUUGCAUCAUGGCUCAUUCUGCCGCCCACCUAGCUCACCUUUAUGCCGGGUCUCCUCCCUAUCGCGGUACAAAUUCAUCUGAUGCUUUGAAGUACAAAACUGAGGCAGUAAGAAUACUGCACUCUUGGAUGAUUGAUCCUAAGAAAGAGUUAAACGAUGACGCUUUUGCUGCAGUCGUUCGCCUUCUUACAUUUGAGAGAUAUUGGGGCAAUGAUACUGAAUGGGAAAUUCAUCGCAAAGGCCUACAAAAAAUGAUUAUAGCCAAAGGAGGGGUUCAUGAACUACAUGGAAAUUGGCGGUUGGAGCUUGUCGUCUAUCUGUGGCGUUUCUUUGAUGUCAAGGCCUUCCUGGCUUGA
Penicillium waksmanii is the source of this 444-nucleotide messenger RNA. RefSeq lists its product as uncharacterized. Lineage: Eukaryota; Fungi; Ascomycota; Eurotiomycetes; Eurotiales; Aspergillaceae. The transcript is spliced from 3 exons. The coding region runs from base 1 to 444 and encodes 147 amino acids. The record is from RefSeq and is a predicted model, not a curated record.